Molecule: messenger RNA, 1480 nt
Organism: Labrus mixtus (cuckoo wrasse)
Lineage: Eukaryota; Metazoa; Chordata; Actinopteri; Labriformes; Labridae
Product: STKc_p38 domain-containing protein
Exons: 12
Coding region: 107-1201 (364 amino acids)
Biological process (GO): protein phosphorylation; intracellular signal transduction
Cellular component (GO): cytoplasm; nucleus
Molecular function (GO): MAP kinase activity; ATP binding
Source: RefSeq, a predicted model, not a curated record
UCUGUCCUCUACACCUCAGAUCUCACCUGUCAGGUUGAAACUCCACGGCUGUACAAACGGUUCAUGUGCACAGGAGCAACAGGUAACUGAAAUUAGAAACAGCAACAUGGAGUCUCCGGUGAAGGAUUCCCCCGUCAGACCGGGAUUUCACCGGUUGGAGGUGCAGAAAACGACGUGGGACGUCCCGGAGAGAUACACGACGCUGCGGUCGAUCGGCUCCGGAGCUUACGGGACUGUUUGUUCUGCCAUGGACCAGAAAACAAAGGAGAAGGUGGCCAUCAAGAAGCUGUACCGUCCGUUCCAGUCGCUCAUCCAUGCCAAGCGAGCCUACAGGGAGCUCAGGCUGCUGCGACACAUACAGCACGACAAUGUCAUCUGCCUCCUCAACGUCUUCACACCCGACUCCACUCUGGAAAAAUUCCAAACCUUUUAUAUGGUGAUGCCGUUGGUAGCCCAGGAUCUAAGCCACAUCAUGAAGAAGAAGAGAUUAACAGAUCGCAUCAUCACAUACCUGUUCUACCAGCUGCUGAGGGGGCUCAUGUACAUUCAUUCUGCAGGGAUCAUCCAUCGGGAUCUGAAGCCUGGUAACCUCGCUGUCAAUGAGAACUGUGAAUUAAAGAUCCUGGAUUUUGGCCUGGCCAGACAAACAGAGAGUGAAAUGACGGGUUAUGUAGUGACACGCUGGUACAGAGCACCUGAGAUCAUUUUCAACUGGAUGCACUACAGUCAGACAGUGGACGUGUGGUCAGCCGCCUGUAUCCUGGCUGAGAUGAUCACUGGACAGGUGCUUUUCCCAGGACAUGACAGUAUUGAUCAGCUGAAGAAGAUCCUCCGUCUGACAGGAACCCCCGACUCCUCCCUGGUUCAGAAGAUGCAGAGUAAAGAUGCACAGUCAUACGUGCAAAGUCUUCCUCAACAAAAGAAGAAAAACUUCAGGGAGGUGUUCCCGUCCAUGGAGAAAAAUGCUGUAGACAUUCUGGAGGGGAUGUUACAGUUGGAUCCAGAGACCAGGCUGACAGCUAAGCAGGGACUGUCGCACCCUUUCCUUGCUGAGUUUUACGACCCAGAGAGCGAGCCAGACUCAACGCCAUACGAUGACUCCUUCGAGAGCCUGGAGCUUGACGUUGGAGAGUGGAAGAGUCUCAUCCACAUGGAGAUCAUGACCUUCGAUCCUGACAACCCCAGUCAGACAGCCAUGUAGGGCGCCAUGAUGUGCUGCUACCACCCGCUGUUACAAUGCUUACACAUACGCUAAAGGUCAAUGACACUGUAGAGCUCACGGGUUCUGUUUAAAGGAGAUCAGUCCUGAACUGAGCUACUGAGGUGUAACGUCCAGGAGUGACCUGGCUGACACUCUCCACAUAGUUGCUGUCAUCAUCAGCAAAAUGAUCUGCAGCCAGACCGGACUGCGAUUAAACCACUUCCUUUAUUAAAUCUUCACUGCAAUAAAAUAGAGAAAAGUCCACAGCAGAGGCAAUCA